UGUUGAUGAUGAUGGACACUUCUUCCCUGAGCCCUGGCCAGAUUUUCGGUGUGGACUGGAGUGGAGAUUUUUGGAGGCUGAGAUAGUGGGACGUACGUUAUUUUUUUGGAGGAGAACAGAGUGAGCGGCCACGUUUGGAAAAGUUCUCCACACGCAUCGUUGGAAAUUACAACAGGUUGACCUGUCACCAUGACAACGGAAGUGGGCUCUGAGACAGAGGUGAAGGAGAAAGCCGAGGAGUCUGCUGCUCAGCCGGACCAAUCGGAGAAGGCUUCGGAGGAAACCCAGGAAGUAGCGAACACUGAGGGAGAGGAGAAGGAAAAAGAGAAGGAGAAAGAGGGGAAAGGAAUAUCUCGAUACCUGCCAACAUGGCUUAGGAAGCAGAAGUCUCAGAGUCAGACCUCCCCGACCAAGGAGCCCCCGCCCACAGAGGAAGCCGUUAGCAAGGUGACCCAGGAAGAGGAAGGGCCUGCCCCAGAAGUGAACGGUCACGCUGAGGAAGUGGAAGAAAAGGAGGCAGUAACGUCUGAGCAAGUGAAGGAAAAAGAAGCAGAAUCUCAUUCAAACGCCAGUGCAGAGACUGAGCCCGCCAAGGAAGAGAAGGCGGAGGAGAGCCCUGAGAAAAGCCCUGGGGAGGCUGAGGUGGCAACAGAGGGAGAAGGGUCAGAGGAGCAAAAGAAGGAGCAGGAAGGAGAGGGGAAAGGUGAAGAGGAGGGAGGGGAAGCCCAGACCUCCAUUUUCCAGUCUCCUCUUCGCUUGGUGAGGAAGACCAAGAUGAAGCUGAUUAUGUGUCGCGUGACACUCCUGGACGGGACCGACUUCACCUGUGAGGUGGAGAAACGUGCGAAGGGCCAGUACUUAUUCUUUAAGGUGUGUGAGCACCUUAACCUACUGGAAAAAGACUACUUCGGUCUGGCAUACACGGACAGCCAUGAACAGAAGUGUUGGUUGGAUCCCACUAAGGAAAUCAAGAGACAGAUACGCAGUAACAACUGGCAGUUUGCGUUCAACGUCAAGUUCUACCCUCCUGACCCCUCACUGCUCACUGAAGACAUUACCAGGUACCUUUUGUGUCUGCAGCUCCGUGAAGAUGUGGCUUCUGGUCGGCUGCCUUGCUCAUUUGUCACUCACGCUCUCCUGGGGUCAUACACAUUGCAGGCAGAAUUUGGUGACUAUGAACCCGACCAGCCUCGCCCUCUGGACUAUAUCGGUCAGCGGACCUUUGCACCCAAUCAGAACAAGGAGAUGGAGGAGAAGAUUCUUGAGCUCCACAAGUCUCACAGGGGAAUGACACCAGCACAGGCCGACGCUCAGUUUCUAGAAAAUGCCAAGAAACUGUCCAUGUAUGGUGUGGACCUGCACCAUGCUAAGGAUUCGGAAGGCGUGGACAUCAUGCUUGGCGUGUGCGCCAACGGACUCCUGGUUUACAAAGACAGACUUCGGAUAAAUCGUUUUGCCUGGCCCAAAAUACUCAAGAUUUCAUACAAGAGGAACAACUUCUACAUUAAGAUCAGACCAGGAGAGACGGAGCAGUUCGAGAGCACAGUGGGAUUCAAACUCCAGAAUCAUCGAUCUGCCAAAAGGCUGUGGAAAGUCUGUGUGGAGAAUCACAGUUUCUUCAGGUUAAACGCACCAGAACCUCCUACCAAGGCCCGCUUCUUGACCCUGGGCUCCAAAUUCCGUUACAGCGGGCGGACCCAGGCCCAGACCCGCGCGGCCAGCUCCCUCAUAGACCGACCUGCACCCAACUUUGAACGCACCUCAUCUAAACGGAUCAGCCGCAGUCUGGAUGGAGCACCAGUGAUCAGCAUAACGGAGGCCAGCAGGGACACGGCUGAAAACGGGCGUGAGCUCCACUCUGACUCUAAGUUUAAAGAGGUGGACUUAAGCCCUGGUGAUGCGGAAGCCGCACCAACCCAGUCACUUGGAGCCAGUGAGCUUGCCCUCUCUCAGGACCAUGAUAAGACCCAAGAAGAGGUUCUGAAACACCAAGCUAGCAUUAGCCAGCUAAAACGCUCCUUUAUGGAGGCGCCACCUCCCUCUCCUCCUCAGCCCAACCAGUGGGAGAAACGUCUCACCUCCUCUCCCGCUACAGCGAUACGUGUUCAACAGCAACAAGUGGAGAGUGUGCCCCAAACAGAAGCAGAUGCUGCCGAUAACGUGAUCUCUGAUACCAAAGAGCCUGCAAAGACAACCGAAGUUGAAAUUGAAGAAACCGUUGUCGUCCAGGAGGUUUCCAAAGCACCCAAACCUGGACUUGUCAUAGUUACAAUCAGCCCUCCUGCUGAGCAGGAAGUGAAAGUCGAAGAGGAAGUAGUGGUAGCGGCGGAGGCAAAGGUGGUGAAGCAGGAGAGCAUUUCAUCUGAGAGCGAGAGUGAAGAAGAAGCGGAGUACCAUCCAAAUGUCUCCGUGUCCAUCUCUCAUACGCAAAUACCGGAGGAGAAGGAAGAGGAGGAAGAGCAGGAGAAGAAAGAGGAGGAGGAGGAGGAGGAGACAGCGGAGCAGGACAUGGCUCCAGACGCUUCUUCCCUCCCAGCGGAAGUCAGCCGACAUGUGGCGGCGACCGGUCGAGAGGCAGAGGAGUCCAGGAAAGAGGACACAGAGACAGAGAAGAAGAAUGCAGAAGAGGAGAACGACGGUGAGAGGGAGCUGGAGGAAAGCGCAGAUGAUCCGAUGGUGACGCCAGACGAAGCUCCUAAUGGUCUCCCCCUGCCCGAGGAGGGCGUGACCGGGAUGGUCGCCCCCGCAGAGGAAGAGGAAGAGCCUGAGCCUAAAAUGAACGGAGAAGCCUCUCUGGUUGAAGCAGAACCACGGCCGCAGGUUAUUUGUUGCUCUGAGCCACCUGUGGUAAAGACAGAAAUGGUGACUAUAUCAGACACGUUUGCAGCCCAGAAAACUGAGAUAGCUACAAAAGAAGUGCCCAUCGUACACACGGAAACCAAGACCAUCACAUAUGAAGCCGCACAGUUGGAUGGUAACGGCGACGGCGAGCCCGGAGUGUUGAUGACUGCUCAGACAAUCACCUCUGAAUCUCUGUGUACUACCACAACCACACACAUUACCAAGACGUUAAAGGGCGGCCUAUCAGAGACAAGGAUUGAGAAACGCAUCGUUAUCACUGGCGACUGCGACAUCGACCACGACGAGGCACUGGCCCAGGCCAUUAAGGAGGCCAAAGAGCAACAUCCUGACAUGUCUGUUACCAGAGUGGUGGUUCAUAAAGAAACUGAACUGGCUGAGGAGGAGGAUUGACUGAACUCAGAGUUGAAGGGCCCACCGUGACUGUUUUCUCUGUUGACGUUUAACGACCUUCAUAACCCUGCAACAACCAACCCUGACUGACUGAAGAGGAGGAGGAGGAGGAGGAGGAGCUGAAACACAGGAGGAGAAGGGGGUAGACAAAUGGGGAGACGUUGCCGAUCUCUUCCCAGUGGGUCUCUCUUACAUGUUUGUGGUGCGUCUAAAUCCCUCACUCCAAAACCAAGAAAAAGAAUAAUAAUAUCGUCACUCUUCCUGAGGGAACAGAAAAGAACCACUUUGUUAGCUUAACAUUUGUAGCGUGUUUUAAAUUUUUAAUAGAGCAUUUUUUUUCUUUUAACUGUUUGUUUUACAAAAAGACAGAAGAUAGUGUGUCUGUCAUGUCUUGCAAAAAUAAAAUUAGUAGGGAUGCACUGAUAACCAAUCCUGAUGAGAUACAAGGCUGAAAAAGAUUUUUAUACCAUUGUACCAGUGAUCUUCACACUGAACACUGAAAAGUCAAAGCAAAGUUUCUCAUGCAUUUCAAAAAGGAAAUUUUUGUCUGAAAGUCAUUCAUUUGACACGGACGGUAUGUACUUGGAAUCUGCAUCAGCGAUGGAAAAGUUGUGUUGGUGCAUUCCUGGCAAACAAAAGAAAGUAAUUUGUUAAAUUACAGCUCCCUCACUUGAUUGUGAUUUAAAUAGAGAGUAAACAUAAUGUGAAUUUCUACAGCAACAACUUGGUCUUUGAAAACAUUUUUUUUCAAAGUGUAAUAAAGUCAAAAAAAAAACACAUUCAGGUGAACCAGCUGUGUCACCUUAUCACAGUGUAAUACUCAUAAUUACAGAAAAUAGGGAGCUGUAACUUAAAAUACUGCAGUAAGAACCAAUCAACCUGGUUUACGAAUUUUUAUAAUUAUUUUUUUUCCUCUGUAAGUAUAGUUAGUAUUCAUCCACAUUCCUCGUGUGUUGACUCGCGUUGGCUGAGUGAGUUCAUUUUCAGUUAAUUUUACCUUUUUCACAGCCGGCGGGGAUGGACGGAGCCUUAGUCGGAUUAAUGGGUUUGACUUUAAUUAAUCUGGAGAAGCCAAAUGGUGCAGGUGGAAUAAAUUCCAUGUGAUAUAUUUGUACGUUUUACUUUAUUUUGGAAUUUUUACUAAACAGAAAUAAAUUUGAACUGAAAAUGAACUGACUUUAAAGCCGGUUUAUACAACUUUCUGUACAGUAAAAAACUAAUGAAGAUGAUUAGAUGGGAGCAGUAAUGCAGCUUUUUAUUACCUUAAACGCUCUCCCUGGGCCCGCCCACUGUACAACACUAGCCAUUCCCGUUGGGCCGCAGGGGAACAAGGGAGCAGACUUAUGAUUGGGAGAGAGGACCAGUAAACUGAAGGAUAAUUGGGAGAUAGAGGUGGCGCUGUGCAGUGCCGAACCAACAACUUGGGAGUGAUAAUGAAUUGAACAUUGAUGCAUGUUGGCCUUACUCUACGGCAAGUUUCACUCCUGUUUUAAUAUGCUUAGGACAAUGUUUAAUACAUAAUCUGCUAUUUAAAUUAUUCAGAGUACUGUGCUCUAACCAGCACAGGUACCAAAACUAGGAUUUACAGUUGGAACAACUUGAAACAAGAAUUCAAAAUAAUGGGAUUUCUACCAGCAUGCUAACUCUGCAUCAGAGCCUGUUUGUCGCCAUAGUUUAGCUUAAUUUCGCUCCCAGCUUCUUUUCAUACCUGACUAGACAAUAGCAAGAAAACCUGCUAGAUAUCAUGAGAUCUGGGAUUCAAUUCAGCAUGUCUUCACACAGUUUUAUCUAUCUUGAGUGAGUCUAGAUAGAAGCCUUCUGUAUUGAUUGGUUUUAGAGCGUUUAGAUGACAGAUUAUCUUGGCUCAUACCGGACGUCUAGAUAAUAUGGCUGCGUUGUAACUGCUUCACCGCGACCAAGUGUUUUUCAGCAGUAAAAUAAAUUUUAUGUUUUUGACCCAUUUUAGUUUCAAAAUGACAUUGAGUUCUAUUCUACAUGAUUCUGCUACACAAAAUCAUAAGGGACUGAAUCAGUCAGUACACUACUCCCAGGCAUGGAAACGGUUACAACACAGCAGUAAAACGCAGCUUAAAAGGGAAGUCUUAUCCGAGGGUUUGAAGUGCUCUUGAACCCCAUAAAUGGAAUAUCUUUAUGUUUUUAUUCAGUUUCUGUGUCCUUUUACCCCAAGUGUUCAGCAGAAUUCCACAAAAAUGUGAUUUUGUGUAAAUAUUGGUGGCAUUAAAUGGGUUAGAGCAAGGUUCUUGGUCUAAUGCAUUUAGUUGACGCAGAAAAACAGAAACACUUUCCUGAAAUUCAGCUGACUGUAAGCAAAAAAGUGCCACAGAUUUAAUACAGAAACAUUCCAUCUGUUCCUACCUAGAUUUGUUUAACCCUCCAGUCUGACUGGACAAAGUGACGUUUUGAAUUGGGAGUCGACUGAAUUUUUUUCUUUCUAUUCACACAUUCUCCGAAUUUAAAAUAGUAUGUGCCUCUUAAUUUAACCCCAAUUUUAAACUUUUCUUUCUGGACUGAGUCAUGUCCAGGCCAUGGAGCGGUAAUGACUGUCUAGGCUUUCUACUGGGAAACACUGGUCUGACCUCUACUAUGCAGUUAAAUGACAUUCCAGAUGAGGGGGAAGCUUUAACCUCUAACCCUCUUGCAAAGAGGCAAAGCAGCAGAAAAACAUAAAUAAAUAAAAAACAUGCAACACUAGGCAGCUUUGGAAGCUUUCGCUGUUCCAAAAAAAACAUAAAAAUCUUUUUAAAAGGCUUCGAUUAUAUCACAACGGCUAUAUUUGUCUGAUGAUUUUUCUCGUUUGUCGUCUUUUCUCUGUGAAACUGAUCUAGUUGAAAGGUGGGAUUUAUUGUGCGCCCUCUUGGAUGUUUUUAAUAUUGUCAGUGUUUUUGACAUUGAACACCACUACAAAUCCAAAACACUGCUGGCACCAUUUCCUUUUUGUACUUUUUGCCCCAGGUUUAACCUCUUUUCCGGGAGGGGGUCUGGGCUCUGUUUUAACCAAUCACAGGAGCUCUGGGGCUGCAAGGUCUGGUUUUCCAAAAUGUUGGUUGUGCUUUUCCCUGUGAGUUUCAUUUGAGGUCACUCAGUGGUUACCAUCUCAACUCCAUAGUGUCUCUUCAAACAAGAAAUGAUGAUUCAACGCCAGCUGAUUUUAAAAGUGUCAGGGAUCAAAACAUUGUAACAUUAUGGAGGGCAAUGUUACACAGAAAAACCAACAAACAUGCUGCAUCUCUUUCUGCCUGAGGCUGAUGAGGCAGAUGUUUCAAAAGACAAAUGAUUAUUGGACUAUGUUCUUUACAGUUAUAUGUCAGGCUCUGGACUACAGUUUGGACAGACGAGACCGUGAAAAGUCAAUAAAUACCAACACAAUUUUGUAUUUUAACUACUUAAAACUCACUUUCAGCAAAAUUUUUUAAAGAAACAAAUUUCGGAGAACCAACCACAGCUGCCUCACCGUUCCCUGUUAGCCAACCAAUGAUCACUGGUAGUGUUUUUCUAUCUAGCAGCUUAACUGUCUUGUGUCUCCCUACACACACACACACACACACACACACACACACACACACACACACACACACACACACACACACACAGCCAGCCACUCCUCCCCUAUGUAACACUGUUUAAAUAAAGGAUUGUUAUACUCUGAAAA
Molecule: messenger RNA, 6922 nt
Organism: Micropterus dolomieu (smallmouth bass)
Lineage: Eukaryota; Metazoa; Chordata; Actinopteri; Centrarchiformes; Centrarchidae
Gene: epb41l2
Product: erythrocyte membrane protein band 4.1 like 2
Exons: 24
Coding region: 190-3252 (1020 amino acids)
Biological process (GO): cortical actin cytoskeleton organization
Cellular component (GO): cytoskeleton; plasma membrane
Molecular function (GO): actin binding; structural molecule activity
Source: RefSeq, a predicted model, not a curated record